AUGUCAGGAAAUGAUGAGCGAAUGCAGCGAAUUCAUCUGGGAAACGAUGAAUUCGGUGGUUUGAUCGGAGGCCUUGCAGGAAACUUCAUCGAGAAUCAAGUUGGUGGUGGUUUUGGACAAAUUCUUGGUGGACUCUUGCGAGGAGGCAGAAGCGGUGUAGAUUCUGGUGGACUGGAUGUAGGGAAUUUGAUUGGUCAGUUUGUUGGUGGUGGCGCUCGAGAAGGUAGUGGCGCUCGAGAAGGUAGUGGCGGAGGAGACAAUGUACCGCUGGACUUUUUGCGUGGUGGUGUUAUUGAGAUGCUAUCAGAUAUGAUUGGUAAAGCAGCACAUCAUUUCCUGGGUGUUGACCCGCAGACGGGUCGUAUUAUUGGUGCAGUUGCCGGUAAUGUGCUGUUUCAGCUAGGUGGAAAAGAUAACAAAUUAUCGGAUAUAGGCAAAAUUGUUUUGGACAACAUCAUUUCCGGAAAAUUCCACCGCAAGGUUGAUCCUUAUAUUCCACGGGAACCACGUUUGAUACCACGUCCACCAUCACCAAGUCGAAGAAGCGAAGCACUCGACUUUUAUAAAGAACGUGAUCGAUGUUUGCAAUCUAAUACUCUGUUCGAAGACCCAGAAUUUCCAGCCGAUGAUUCCAGUUUGUUUUAUAGUAGACGACCUCCGAAAUACAUUGAAUGGCUUCGUCCAGGAGAAAUCGUCCGCGAACCAAUGUUAAUUUCGGAGGGACAAACUCGCUUCGAUGUGAUUCAAGGCGAACUGGGAGAUUGCUGGUUGAUGGCUGGUGCUGCAAGUUUGACCCUACGUGAUGAGCUAUUUUAUCGUGUGGUCCCACCGGACCAGAGUUUCACCGAAAACUAUGCUGGAAUAUUUCAUUUUCAAUUCUGGCAUUAUGGUAAUUGGGUGGAUGUAGUUAUUGAUGACAGAUUACCAACAUCAGGUGGAAAGCUUUUGUAUAUGCAUUCCCGUGAACAUAAUGAAUUUUGGAGUGCUUUGAUCGAGAAAGCUUACGCCAAGUUAUACGGUAAUUAUGAAACUUUAAAAGGUGGUACAACAUCGGAAGCAUUGGAAGAUAUGACUGGUGGUUUGACAGAGUUUAUUGAUUUAAAAGAAUCACCACCAAAUUUAUUACAAAUGAUGUUUCGAGGCUUUGAAAUGGGUUCUUUGUUUGGAUGUAGUAUUGAGGCUUCACCAAUGGAAUUUGAGGCACGUACACAGCAAGGAUUAGUUAAAGGUCAUGCCUACAGCAUUACAGGAAUGAGACUGAUUGAAACAUCACAAGGUAAAAUUCCUCUAUUACGAAUUCGUAAUCCAUGGGGUAAUGAACAGGAAUGGAAUGGUGAUUGGUCAGAUGACAGUGAAUUAUGGGAUUAUGUUUCCAGUCAGCAGAAGAAAGAUAUGAAUCUUGUCUUGGCGCAUGAUGGCGAAUUUUGGAUGUCAUUUGAUGACUUUAUGCGAUAUUUCAACAAAAUGGAAAUCUGCAAUUUGGGACCAGAUGUUAUGGAUGAAGUACGAGAGAUGACUGGUGUGUCAAUGGAAGAUGCAGGUUACGGACGCUGGAAUACUCGUUGCCAUCUUGGCGCAUGGAUAGGUGAUACUGCUGGUGGUUGCCGAAACUACUUAGAUGCUUCGCAAAAGGAUGAAGAAAGGCUAUCGGAUAACUAUAUUCAACUUCUUACAGUAAGGAUGGAGCAGCGUGAUAAGAAGCGAUUGUGCAGAAGAGGAUGUAUUUUGUCAGCGGAUGGCCUUUGUACAAUAAUCAUUGCCGUGCUGCAAAAGAAUCGCCGUGAAAUGAAACCUCAAGGAUUAGAGAAUCUUGCUAUUGGCUUUUCUGUCUAUAAGGUCAAUGAAAUUUACGGCCACUUGGAUCGGAGUUUUUUUGCAUCACAUAAAUCAUGUGCAAGAAGUUCUGCAUUUAUCAAUCUUCGUGAGGUAACUGGCCGUUUCCGUCUUCAACCCGGCAAUUACAUCAUUGUUCCAUCAACUUUUGAGCCUGGUGAGGAAGGUGAAUAUAUGCUCCGUAUGUACACCAAUGUAACCAUCUCUUCCGAGUAA
Molecule: messenger RNA, 2049 nt
Organism: Brugia malayi
Lineage: Eukaryota; Metazoa; Nematoda; Chromadorea; Rhabditida; Onchocercidae
Gene: Bma-clp-1.2
Product: calpain family protein 1, isoform d, putative
Exons: 15
Coding region: 1-2049 (682 amino acids)
Biological process (GO): proteolysis
Cellular component (GO): cytoplasm
Molecular function (GO): calcium-dependent cysteine-type endopeptidase activity
Source: RefSeq, a predicted model, not a curated record